GCCGGCCGGAAGCGCGUGUCUCUUCCGUCCGGUGAGUGAGCAGGCUGAGCAUGGCGCCCAAGAGCUCUCGCAGGACUGGCUCCCACAGGGCGCACCCCUUAGGCCGCCAGUGGAAGGCGAAGCGGCGGCGCCGAGAUCUGGAUGAGAUCCACAAAGAUAUGCUGCCGGGGAACGCGGCGAAGCUGCUGCGCCAAGAGCCGGACGCCGACAUGCCCGGCAAUGCACAGCACUAUUGCCUGCAUUGCGCGCGAUACUUUGUUGAUUUGAAAAGCAUGAAGGAUCACUUCCGAUCUAAAGUUCACAAAAAAAGAUUGAAACAGUUGAGUGAGGAGCCAUACACCCAAGAGGAGGCUGAGAGAGCCGCUGGGAUGGGUUCCUACAUCCCUCCUAAGAAAACUGAAGUUCAUACACAGCCCCUUGAUGAGAUGGAGGAAUCCAGCUGAGACCCGUGGCUUUCACAGGACAAGUGGGGCUGCUUUCCGGCCCAUCUGGAGGUUCUUCAGUUAGAGACAAUGGUAAUAGUCAGUUGGCUUAGGCCAGAGGUGGGCAAACCUGGCCCUCCAGCUGUUGUUGAACUACAACUCCCAUCAUCCCCAGCCACAGUAAAUUGUGGCUAUGAAUGAUGGGAGUUGUAGUUCAACAACGGCAUGGGGGCCAGGUUAGCCCUCCCCGGCUUAGGCUUGAGACUCCAGAAGUCUUCAGGCACUCUUGUUUCACAGUAGUAGAAUCGGGGCAUAAUAAAACCCAGUCAAUGUUCAUCACCAAAAAGGAAAACUGCAUUUGCCGUAGAGGAAGCAGCUGCAGUCUCUGUCUGCUUUGGCAGCCGUCAAGAGUUCAGCCUGAGGUCUGGGAAAGGGUAAGCAAGCGCCCUGCGACUGACCUGCUUAUGUAACUAAUCACUCUCCUUACAACAGUUCGUAUGUACCAGCCGUGGCUUUGGAUUUUUCAGCAUUUGGUUCCGAAAGUGACCCUUUCCAUGUCCCAAGUAAGCCCCUCUUAAUAAAUGAGUUGGCAGAUUGCUGCCUGCCCCUGA
Hemicordylus capensis (graceful crag lizard) is the source of this 1033-nucleotide messenger RNA. It is a transcript of the gene ZNF593, whose product is annotated as zinc finger protein 593. The transcript has 3 exons. Lineage: Eukaryota; Metazoa; Chordata; Lepidosauria; Squamata; Cordylidae. The record is from RefSeq and is a predicted model, not a curated record. Gene Ontology annotation, molecular function: zinc ion binding; nucleic acid binding. The coding region runs from base 51 to 443 and encodes 130 amino acids.